GACAAAGGCCGCUUUACCAUCUUGCUCUCUCCGGCCCUUCUUUGCUGAGACCAGGAACAUCAAGGUCAAGGAACAUCCCACCAAAGCCUGAAUUCUUCGCUUAGACCAGGAACAUCAAGGUCAAGGAACAUCCCACCAAAGCCUGAAUUCUUCGCUAAGGCAACAUUCCACCAAAGCCUGAAUUCUUCACUGAGACCAGGAACAUCAAGGUCAAGGAACAUCCCACCAAAGCCUGAAUUCUUCGCUAAGGCAACAUUCCACCAUUCACUGAGACCAGGAACAUCAAGGUCAAGCUGUUCAGGAACGUUCCACCAAAGCCUCAAUUCUUCACUGAGACCAGGAACAUCAAGGUUAACCCCAAGGUUCCAACUCACUGCACCUAUCUCACCAUCAACUGUCCCUAGGGCUCCUCACUAUUUACCACACUCAAAUCUUCAAUAAAUGAAGGCCCAGGAACAUCCCACCAAAGCCUGAAUUCUUCGCUAAGGCAACAUUCCACCAAAGCCUGAAUCCUUCACUGAGACCAGGAACAUCAAGGUCAAGGUAACCCCAAGGCUCCAACUCACUGCCCCUAUCUCACCAUCAACUGUCCCUAGGGCUCCUCGCCAUUUACCACACCGGAACGUCCCCACUGCUCACCAUGGCGGCUUCAGCAACAUCCCACAGACCCAUCAAGGGGAUUUUAAAGAAGAAGAGCAGCGCUGACAGUGCCGUUUUAACAACUGAGCAGUCGGGGACCCCAGGUCCAAGCACCGGAGCGGGCACCGGUGCUGGUAGUGGCGAGGAGCUCAGCAAGAAAUCCCAGAAGUGGGACGAAAUGAGCAUCCUCGCCACUCGCCACCUGGUAGAUAAGGACUAUGCCCUCAUGAACAUCGAUGAGCCCAGCCCGCAGUACCAUCAUAUGCUCAGAGGCGACACAGAAGAAGAUUCCAUCAGUGACUUGGAGAUCCCGCAAACCAUGGCCCCUGAGUUUUUAGCCCAGCGGUUAGCAUUCGCCCAGGGUAAAGAACCCAAAUAUUUGGUACGCUGGGGUGAGAGCAUUGAAGAUGAAGAAGACCUCAAGCGGCAGUUCGAGUUAAAGAGGAAGCUGCAUUACAGCGAGGGCCUAAACAUCAAACUUGCCCGGCAGCUUAUCUCCAAGGAGCUUCUGGGGGACAUGGAAGAUGAAGAUCCACAAGACCAGGAGAUGAGAGAGGCCUCGGACAUUGAGAGCAUCGAGACAGAAACCUCUGAAAAGGAAGACCUAGCUGAUGAUAACGAAGAUUACGACAUCAGUAAGAUGUGAUGGCUUUGUCUCCUUUGAAAACCUGCAGCACAAAUAGAGUCAUCCAUCUGCA
This is a messenger RNA of Antechinus flavipes (yellow-footed antechinus), 1337 nucleotides long. RefSeq names its product protein phosphatase inhibitor 2-like. The coding region runs from base 641 to 1285 and encodes 214 amino acids. NCBI's taxonomy places the organism in Eukaryota, Metazoa, Chordata, Mammalia, Dasyuromorphia, Dasyuridae. The transcript has 6 exons. The record is from RefSeq and is a predicted model, not a curated record. Gene Ontology annotation, molecular function: protein phosphatase inhibitor activity. Gene Ontology annotation, biological process: regulation of signal transduction.